AUGACACAUUGUGUAUUCUCACACGCCCAAUCGGUCAUUGAUAGAUACGAGGAGUUCGUGUCUGGCUACGGCAUCGACUCCAAGGUCUACGACCAAACGAUUGGCUUCAAAAAUGCAACGUUCUUCAUGUCACUACUGGGCAGCAUCAUAGUGAUUAUGAUCAUUAGAUCACUGCUGUUCUCUUCGUCGUCCGGACGCAUUCCAAAGAGACCCGCAAGGGACAUUGGAGUUUCACCGGCUUCAAAGGGCACCGGUGCCAAGAUCGAAUGUGUCAACCCGGCCACUGGCAAGCUGAUGGGCACUGUCAAUGCUCUCAAGCCAGACGAGGUCAGCAAGUGUCUGGCUGCCGCUCGUGUCGCCCAAUACGAAUGGGCUCAAACAUCCUUUGCCGAGAGGAAGCAAAUCCUCCAAGACUUCAUCGACAUCUUCAUCAAGUACGAGACUCAAAUCGUCGAGAGUUCGAUGAGAGACACUGGAAAGACGAGAUUCGAAGCCACAUUCGGUGAGAUACUUACUAGCUGUGAGAAGUUGCGUUAUUUGAUUAACUAUGGUGAGGAUGCACUAAAGACACAAACUAGAAGAGUACCAUUGUUGAUGGGAACCAAGUCUGCAAGACUGGAAUACCAUCCAAUGGGUGUCAUUGGAAUCAUCAUCCCCUGGAACUACCCAAUCCACAGCAUCAUCUCUGCUGCCGCCGCAGCUAUAUUCUCUGGAAACGCAGCACUUGUCAAGGUGUCUGAGUGGUCCACCUACUCCAAGAUCCUGUUCGAGGAGUUGAUCCGUGAGGUGCUCUCCAAGAGAGGCCACAACCCAGACCUCAUUCAGCUGCUCCCUGGAAUGGGAGAGACUGGCGAAGCCCUCGUUCGCUCCGGUGUCGACAAGAUCUUGUUCAUCGGUUCGCCACAGACUGGCAAGCGCGUCAUGAAGGCUGCCAGCGACAACCUGACCCCCGUGAUCCUCGAGCUCGGUGGAAAGGACCCAAUGAUCGUGUUUGACGACGUCGAUCUCGACUGGGCCAUAGGCAUCGUUCAACGUGGCUGCUUCAUCAACCUCGGCCAGAACUGCAUCUCGUCUGAGCGUGUGUUUGUGCAUGAGCGCGUCUACGACAAGUUCGCCAAGCAGUUGGCCGACCUGAUCAACUCACUCAAGCAAGGCCCACCCGAGUCUGGACAAGUCGACUUUGGCUCCAUGACCAUGCCCGCUCAAGUCGACAAGGUUGAGCACCUAGUCAACACUGCCAUCAAGGAGGGCGCAACCGUCCUGGCCGGUGGCAAGCGUAACCCCGCCCACAAGGUUGGUCACUUCUUCAUGCCAACAGUGCUCGCCAACGUUACCGAGAAGAUGACCAUCUUCAACGAGGAGGCCUUUGGUCCAGUGGCCUCGCUGGUCAAGUUCUCCUCAGAGGACGAGCUUGUUCGUAUGGUCAAUGGCACCGCCUUUGGCCUUGGCUGCAGCAUCCUGUCAUCAGAUCUUGCCCGUGCCGAGCGCAUUGGACGUCGCGUCCAGACAGGCAUGCUCACAAUCAACGACUAUGGCGCAUCGUAUCUUGUGCAAGACCUUCCAUUUGGUGGCUGCAAGGAGUCUGGCUUUGGCCGCUUCAACGGUCCAGAGGGUCUGCGCGGCUUCUCCCGUGAGGUCUCUGUGUUGACUGAUCGCUUCCCCAUCAAGACACCCGUUCCCCGUCUCAUCCGCUAUCCCAUCGAUCCAGCUGCCGUCGGAAUCAUUCGUCAGGCCAUCUUCAUGAUCUACAAGACUGGAUUCUUCAACAAGGUCCGAGCUGCAAUCAGCUUCACUGGCCAAGUAAUCCGUAAUCCAAAGCUCAUGCUUUAA
Acytostelium subglobosum LB1 is the source of this 1830-nucleotide messenger RNA. RefSeq lists its product as hypothetical. The record is from RefSeq and is a predicted model, not a curated record. Lineage: Eukaryota; Evosea; Eumycetozoa; Acytosteliales; Acytosteliaceae. Gene Ontology annotation, molecular function: aldehyde dehydrogenase (NAD+) activity. The transcript is spliced from 2 exons. The coding region runs from base 1 to 1830 and encodes 609 amino acids.